GUUGAUAUUCUUGAAUAUCUAAAUUUCCUGAUCAAAUCAGGCAGGUACUUUUUGGAACAACGAUUUAAAAACAUUGAAAUUCACAAAACAGUAUUCAAUAUGACCCAAUAUGGCAACAAACUGAGCUGGGCAGUGGGCAAGAAGACGGUGUUGUGCAUCGGCACCACGACCAUUGACUUCGUCUCGACCAUAAAGCAUUUUCCCAGGGAAAAUUCAUCGCAACAGGUUGUUGGAGGAUACUGGACUCGCGGUGGAAGGGCUUCGAACAACUGCACUGUGCUCGCGAAUCUGGGGGUCAAAGUGGAGCUCUUAGGAAUGCUCAGCAAUUGGAGUGUGUUCGAAGUGCUGAAAGACGACUUGAAGGGACGGGGCAUCAUAAUCGAGAACUGUCCAACCUGUGACCAGGGUGCCCCCUUCUCAUCCGUGAUACUCUGCAAGGCGACUAAGACGCGGAACAUUGUCUAUUGCAAUAAUGAUUUCCCCUACGUCAGCAUUGAGGAUUUCCGGAAGCUGGACCUUAACCGAUAUGGCUGGAUUCACAUUCGGGCACUAUACUUUGAUAAAUCGCUGCCGAUGGUCAAGGACAUUCAGGCAUACAAUGCGACCAGGGAGGAGAAGAUCGCGCUAUCGAUCUAUUUUGAUAAUAACCUGGACGACAUGUGGCCUCUGAUGGAUUACUGUGACUAUGCCAUAUUCUCCAAGAAGCUGGCCCAAACCAAUAGCUGGGCUUCCAUGGAGGAUGCCUGCCUGCAGCUGGACGAGCGAUUGCGCAUGCGUUGGGGCCUCAACCUGAAGCGACCAUAUGUGGUCGUCCUUUGGGGCGACCAGGGUGCCGGGAUCAUGGAUCACGAUGGCAACUACACCCACGCCAAGCCCCACAAGCCCAGACGCAUCGUGGACGCCUUGGGUGCAGGAGACACCUUCAUGGGCGCCUUCAUCUACGCCCUCUAUAUCCGGGAAAGAUCCCUUUCAGUUGCCGUGGAAUUCGGAAAUCGCAUGGCCAGCUACAAGUGCACGAAAAAUGGAUACGAUCACAUCGCCAAUAUUUUACUGCCUCCGAUCUUAUGAUUGGUCCGCCAUUGAAUUUCUCAUUUUGAAUUUUUUGUGAAAAAACAGAACAGAGGAAAGAGGC
This is a messenger RNA of Drosophila erecta, 1132 nucleotides long. RefSeq names its product ketohexokinase. Lineage: Eukaryota; Metazoa; Arthropoda; Insecta; Diptera; Drosophilidae. Gene Ontology annotation, biological process: fructose metabolic process. The record is from RefSeq and is a predicted model, not a curated record. Gene Ontology annotation, molecular function: ketohexokinase activity. The coding region runs from base 100 to 1068 and encodes 322 amino acids. The transcript has a single exon.